AUGUCUCUUGGGCGGGGACAGAACCGGCUGGCUCGGAUCGUUCCCAGUGCUCUCGGUAUCGCUCCCAGUGCCGCGCGGGGCGGGGCCGCAUUGGAACACAGCCCCCCCAGGGCAGAGCGCGGCUGCUUUUGGGUGCCGGCGCUGCCCGGGCCGGGCUGGGAGCGGAGGAGCAGCGGGAGGAAGAGUUCCUGUCUUGUCAGGCAUCAGCGGAGUCACGCCGAGGAGAGGCCCUUCUGCUGCCCCAUUUGUGCAAAGGGCUUCAAGCUCAAGUCUGUCCUCAUCACCCACCUGCACACCCACCGCGGGGAGAGGCCCUAUGAGUGUCCUGAGUGUGGGAAGAGCUUCACCCAGCACUCCACCCUGACUGCCCAUGUGAGAACCCACACGGGGGAACGGCCCUAUGAGUGUGCAGAGUGUGGGAAGGGCUUCAGGACAAGCUCUGAACUGACCAUCCACCAGAGAAAUCACACGGGGGAACGGCCCUUUGAGUGUGGGGAGUGUGGGAAAAGCUACCAGAGAAGGUGCCACCUGACCCGCCACAUGGAAAUGCACACAGGGCUGGAACGGCCCUUUGAGUGUGCAGAGUGUGGGAAGAGCUUUAGGUGGAGGUGUGAACUGAUUGUCCACCAGAGGAGCCACACGGGGGAACGGCCCUUUGAGUGUGGGGAGUGUGGGAAGAGCUUCAUGUCCAAGUCCCACCUGGUCUACCACCAGAGGAGCCACACUGGGGAGAGGCCCUACGAGUGUGAUAAAUGCAAGAAGACAUUUCCGUUCAGCACCAAUCUCAUUCUGCACCAGCAGCUUCACACAGAUGAGAGGCCCUUCCGCUGCCCUGACUGCGGGAAGGGCUUCACUCACAACUGCAGUCUCACCAGCCACCGGCACACCCACACCAGGGAGAGGCCCUAUGAGUGUUCUGAGUGUGGGAAGAGCUUCUCACAGAGGUGUACCUUGACCAGACACCAACAGAGCUACCACUAAAGGAAGCCCUGUGAGUGCCCGAAAUGCAGGAAGAGCUUUGUGUGCUGCUCCAGCUCCUUGCUGGACUCCCGGUGAUCCGUGGUGCCAGUGAUCCGUGUUGGGAAGACACCUGGCUGGGGGCUCCACUCCCAUUGGCACCUGCACACAUCCACAGCCCAGCAUCAGAAAUCCAUUCUGGAAAGCAGAUAUGUCAACUUGUGAGCCCCAGAAAAAUCUCUCUGCAUCUUCUGGUGGCAUCAAGCAGCACUGAAUGGCCUUGGAGAUCUUCUCAAUCAUAAAUGCAUCAUUUUAAUU
Passer montanus (Eurasian tree sparrow) is the source of this 1275-nucleotide messenger RNA. Its product is annotated as zinc finger protein 239-like. Bases 1 to 981 code for a protein of 326 amino acids. NCBI's taxonomy places the organism in Eukaryota, Metazoa, Chordata, Aves, Passeriformes, Passeridae. Gene Ontology annotation, biological process: regulation of transcription by RNA polymerase II. The record is from RefSeq and is a predicted model, not a curated record. The transcript is spliced from 2 exons. Gene Ontology annotation, cellular component: nucleus. Gene Ontology annotation, molecular function: RNA polymerase II cis-regulatory region sequence-specific DNA binding; DNA-binding transcription activator activity, RNA polymerase II-specific.